GUUAAGUAAAAAUGAAAGUACGCUACUAGGCUACAUAGAUAGAUAUAUACUUGAUUGAAGUAGCCUACAGAUUCCAAAAUAAAAAUAAAUAAAUGAAUAAAUAAAACUUAAGGAACGUUACAAUUUAGUUUUUACCAAUGGACAAGACAGAAUUCUAUGAAGAUGCCAGUGCUGCAGUGGAAGACUGUCGGCCAAUGGAAGGAGUGUUCCACAGCCACCUGGAUGACAGGGUGCGGCCUUACAUAGACCUGAUUGACUCCCUCAGGAUGAUCGGCAUUGAGAAGGACCUGGCCUUGCCCACCAUCGCUGUGAUCGGGGACCAGAGCUCUGGGAAGAGCUCCGUACUGGAGGCCCUGUCUGGGGUGGCACUGCCCAGGGGGAGCGGAAUUGUGACCCGCUGUCCUCUUGCGCUGAAGAUGAGAAAGUUGAGAGGAGGGAUCCAAUGGAAGGCCAUUAUCUCCUACAAAGAUGAGUUAAUCGAGUUUGAUGACCCAUCACUGGUGGAAGAGUAUGUGGCUGAUGCGCAGGACAAGCUGGCUGGGGCAGGGGUGGGAAUCUGUGAUGAGCUCAUCUCUUUGGAGAUUAGCUCUCCUGAUGUGUGUGAUCUCACCCUGAUUGAUCUCCCUGGAAUUGCCAGGGUUCCUGUUAAAGGUCAGCCGGAUGACAUUGGAGAUCAGAUCAAAACUCUCCUCCUGAAUUUUAUUCAGAAGAGUGAAACCAUUAUAUUAGUUGUGGUUCCAUGUAAUGUUGACAUAGCAACAACUGAAGCUUUGAAGAUGGCACAGGAAGCUGAUCCUGAGGGGAAAAGGACUCUCGCAAUUCUGACCAAGCCAGACCUGGUUGAUAAAGGGACAGAGAAGAAUAUUCUAGAAAUUGUCCGAAACCAAGUGAUCCCACUCAGCAAGGGCUACAUCAUUGUGAAGUGCCGGGGCCAGAAGCAGAUUGAUGACAAGAUCUCCCUGUCUGAUGCCACCAGAGCAGAGAAAGAUUUCUUUAGGCGCCAUGAGUACUUCAGUGGCCUUCUGCAUGAGGAGAAAGCCAGCACAGAGUGUCUUGCAACAAAACUGACCCAAGACUUGGUGGAUCACAUAAAAAAAUCCCUCCCUCUCAUCUCUGAGCAAAUUACGAAGCAGCUGUGGGACACCAGGAAGAUGCUGAGUCUGAUUCCAAGUGGGCCCCCUCUGGAUCCCCACCAGAGGAAGAUGUACUUCAUCGAUACACUAACAGAGUUCAACGACAAGAUAAACCGAUUAUCCAAUGGGGAGGUUGUCAUCCAAGAGAACUUGUUCAUCCUGCUCCGAUCUGACUUUCAAAAGUGGAAAGAUCACCUGGAUGGCACCAAAGAAAGAUUUCACGAAACGGUGCAUGAAGUCGUGAAGGAGUACGACCGGAAACACAGACGUCGUGAGCUGCCUGGGUUCAGCAACUACAGUGUAUUUGAGAUGGUCGUCCAGAAGCUGGUGGUGGAGCUAACGGGGCCAGCUAUAGACACGAUGAAGAGCAUCAGAGACACAGUCCAGAAGCAGUUCAUCGACGUGGCUAAAACCUGCUUCAUGAAUUAUCCUUAUCUUCAGUGUGUUUCAUCGAACAAGAUAGACAACAUACAAUCAACACAGGAGGCCCUGGUAGAGGAGAGGAUCAUGGAACAAUUUGAAAUGGAGCAGCUGGUCUAUACACAGGACAGCAUCUACUACAAAACCCUGAAGGACACUGCUAACCAGGAGGCCUCAGAGGAUAACUGCGGAGAAUUUGGCAGCAGAUCCAACUACCCAGACAUGCUCAAGGCCUACUACGAGAUUGUCGUCCAGCGGCUGGCUGACCAGGUGCCGAUGUUGAUCCGCUUCUUCCUGCUGAAGCAGUCGGGCCGGAUGUUGUGCAGGGAGAUGCUUAACCUGAUGGAUGGAAGCAAUGUCAACGAGAUCCUGCGUGAGGAGUCGGACUUGAGCCGCAAGAGGAUCGAAAUGCAGAACCGCCUGGAGCGUCUCACGCUGGCCCAGAAAAAGUUCUCCAGUUUCUUCUGAGGAAGAGAUGGCACUGCAUCACAACAACCUUAUUUGUACAUAGAUCUGCGCACAUGCUUAUUUCCCAUGCCAGCUUCAUGAUUUCUCAAAUUUCUGUAGAAUGUGGGAAAGUCCAGACUUUGCAUGAUGGCUGAAAAUUAAGUUAAAAUUGAGUUAAACAGAGACAGGCUUUCAUCUGCUCAGGUGUGUUUUUGCAAGAAGAGUAAUUGACUGCAUUUCAUGAGGAAAUUAUUAUUCUCGGACAGCCACUAAUACAAUAAAGAAGACCACAUGAUUGAUGUUAACACACAUUGCCAAUUAAGAAUCAAUUGAGAAAAUUACCCUUACAAUACAUAUGUGUACAUGUUUGUGAGUAUACAGUAGUGUGCAGUAAUGAUUAUACACUUAAACAGAAACCAAGUACUAUUCAAAUAUUUAUUUCAUGUAAUAUUGGUUCCUGUAGAUGAAAAUAAGGAAACAGAGCUCCUUCCGUCGUGCCAUCAUGUUUUAACACUGUGACACUGCUCAAAGUUUGUGUUACCUUAAAUACUGGAACAACUGACCAUCAGAAGUCAUUUUGCAGAAUAUUGUUGCUUCAAACCAGUUUAAAAAAAUUGAUUAGCAUCAACAAUCAUUUGCAUUCAUGCUAUGCAAAAGUCUUCCGUUUUCAGUGUUUCUGUUUAUUAGCCCAAUGUUGUGGGAAUGAUUUUUUUGUUCUCAUUGCCUACAAUAGUAUUGUUCAAUACAUUUUCACCAAAACAUUUUAAACUUUUUUUUUAAAGAAGUAAUAUAUUAGGACCCCUUUUAGACAAACGUGGUGGUGUAUAAUCAUCACUGCACACUACUGUAUGUAUAUGUAUGUGCAUAUUUAGGAAUGCCUAUAGGUAUGAUCGUAAACCAUGGUAUAUGGACAGGUUGGUGAAUGUAUUUACUGCAUGUGAGAUUGUAUAUGAGGGUCUUGCUAGCCGUGUGGGCUGUGUAUCCUGAUGCAUGACACCUGACAAUAAACUAUUCACUCAUUCAUUCAUUCA
This is a messenger RNA of Conger conger (European conger), 3031 nucleotides long. Its product is annotated as interferon-induced GTP-binding protein Mx1-like. Bases 138 to 2021 code for a protein of 627 amino acids. The transcript has 14 exons. The record is from RefSeq and is a predicted model, not a curated record. Lineage: Eukaryota; Metazoa; Chordata; Actinopteri; Anguilliformes; Congridae. Gene Ontology annotation, biological process: defense response to virus. Gene Ontology annotation, molecular function: GTPase activity; microtubule binding; GTP binding. Gene Ontology annotation, cellular component: membrane; cytoplasm; microtubule.